This is a messenger RNA of Manis javanica (Malayan pangolin), 2821 nucleotides long. It is a transcript of the gene B3GNT2, whose product is annotated as UDP-GlcNAc:betaGal beta-1,3-N-acetylglucosaminyltransferase 2. Lineage: Eukaryota; Metazoa; Chordata; Mammalia; Pholidota; Manidae. Gene Ontology annotation, biological process: protein O-linked glycosylation; poly-N-acetyllactosamine biosynthetic process. Gene Ontology annotation, molecular function: N-acetyllactosaminide beta-1,3-N-acetylglucosaminyltransferase activity. Gene Ontology annotation, cellular component: Golgi membrane. The record is from RefSeq and is a predicted model, not a curated record.
AACUGGAGCCAGGAGUGAGGCGCAGCGGUGGCGGCGGCAACAAGUGCGGGAGACCUGCGGUGCCGGAGCCAUCCCCGCCGCCGACACCGCCUGGCCGGCCCGUCGCGGGCACAACGCAUGGAGCGUGAGCGGCGGCGGUCGCCGGGCUGAGCCGCACGGAGCGGCCGGGACGUGGAUGCGGCCGCGCUCUCCGCCCCCGCCCCGCUGAGCUGGAGCUGCUCCCGGACAAGGUGUACAAUUGGGGAAAAAGAAAUAACACCUACUUCAUUGGCUCACGGUGUCAAGAAAGAUAUGAGAAAUGAGUGUUGGACGUCGAAGAAUAAAGUUGUUGGGUAUCUUGAUGAUGGUAAAUGUCUUCAUUUAUUUGAUUGUGGAAGUCUCCAAAAGCAGUAGCCAAGAAAAAAAUGGAAAGGGGGAAGUAAUAAUACCCAAAGAAAAGUUCUGGAAGAUAUCUGACCCUCCUGUGGCAUACUGGAACAAAGAACAAGAAAAGCUAAACAGGCGAUAUAAUCCCAUUUUGAACAUGCUGGCCAACCAGACAGGGGAAGUGUAUGGAUUUUCUAAUAUAAGCCAUCUGAAUUACUGUGAACCUGACCUGAGGGUCACAUCAGUAGUUUCAGGUUUCAGUGAUUUGCCAGACAGAUUUAAAGACUUUUUGCUUUAUUUGAGAUGUCGAAAUUAUUCACUGCUUAUAGAUCAACCAGAUAAGUGUGGAAAGAAACCCUUCUUGUUGCUGGCAAUUAAGUCCCUCAUUCCCCAUUUUGCUAGAAGGCAAGCCAUUCGGGAAUCCUGGGGCAGAGAAACCAAUGUGGGGAACCAAACAGUGGUGCGAGUCUUCUUACUGGGCCAGACGCCUCCAGAGGACAACCACCCCAACCUUUCAGACAUGCUGAAAUUUGAGAGCGAGAAGCACCAAGACAUUCUUAUGUGGAACUACAGAGACACUUUCUUCAACUUGUCUCUGAAAGAAGUGCUCUUUCUCAGGUGGGUGAGCGCUUCCUGUCCGAACGCCGAGUUCAUUUUCAAGGGCGAUGAUGAUGUUUUUGUGAACACCCAUCACAUCCUGAAUUACUUGAAUAGCUUAUCCAAGAACAAAGCCAAAGAUUUGUUUAUAGGUGAUGUGAUCCACAAUGCUGGACCUCAUCGGGAUAAGAAACUGAAGUACUACAUCCCAGAAGUUGUUUACACUGGUGUCUACCCACCUUAUGCUGGGGGAGGUGGUUUCCUCUACUCUGGCCACCUGGCCCUGAAGCUGUACAAUAUAACUGACCGGGUCCUUCUCUACCCCAUCGAUGACGUUUAUACUGGAAUGUGCCUUCAGAAACUUGGUCUCGUUCCAGAGAAACACAAAGGCUUUAAGACAUUUGAUAUAGAAGAGAAAAGCAAGAAUAACAUUUGUUCCUAUCUAGAUUUGAUGUUAGUACAUAGUAGAAAACCUCAAGAGAUGAUUGAUAUUUGGUCUCGGUUGCAAAAUGCUCAUUUAAAUUGCUAAAAUGUAUACAUACUAAAUCUUACAUAGAAGGACAUAUCUUGAAUUGUUCCCUGUUGUAUUCUCUCACCUGAGGGGUAAUUUCUUUGUUAAACCAUCAAAAUUGCCUUUGUUUAAGUAGUACCCAUUUGAGGGCCUCUAAACCCUUCAGUGUGAUACUUUCCAAAGAGGGAAAGCAGAUCACAAUUUUUUUAUGGAGGAUAUAAUGGGACAAUUGGUUUUGAUCCUUCCUACUGGCUAGUGGUCAUUAUUUUCUAAUUUGGCCCUCUUCUCAUCUGAAGUCAUACAUUUCUGGAAUUUGACCAUUUUAAGUUAUUUUUGUUUUGCCCUCAUGUGAUAAUAUUUCUGCAUUCCAUUAAAAUGAGUGAAUUAUCUGUGUUAGUAUAAACCAAUUGGCUACAAAGACUUUGUUAUAUAUGACUCAGUAGUUUUUGUUAAAUGGAAUUAUUUAUUUUCACUAAAUUUGGGUUUUUUUAAUUGUCUAGAAAAGUUUGACUUCUGUCAAAAUUUUCUGCCACCCAACAGUAUUUUCUUGUUUUAAGCUAAUCAGUUUAAUUUUGCAAAAUGAAUCACUGUGUGGCAUCUAUCCAGUUAAUCUUGUGAUUAACUGGAUCAUAAUAAGGAGAAAGUUUAACUGUUCUUGUAAUUGGUUUUCUGGGUGGUAUCAUGAUAGUUCUUUCUAUUCUUAGUAUUUGAAAAUAAUGAGUAUGAUUCCAUAAUGGCCAACUGAAGAUUGAAUUGACCCUGGUAACUAUAUUGUGUUUCUGGUUUUUCAAUGUGGACUAAGAAAACAUAUGUAACUUCUGAACUUUAAGUGAAAACAUUGAAGUUGCAGACCUUUUCAUGAGUGAGUGGCUCUUCAGUUGAAAAAUUCCAGGAUUCUAUUCUUGCCAUAGUGUCACAUAUUGCUUAUUCAAUAUUAUCACUCUGAGUAGUGACUGCUUCCCUGUCUCAGUGUAGAAGUGCCUGUGUUUUUAUUUAUUGUUCAGAUCAAAGACCAAAACAUUUUCUUAAAUAUAUUUUGUGUAAUAUUUUAUUUGUAUACAGUGUUGUUGAUAAAAUAUUUAAAUAGAGCAUGGUAUUAUAAGUGUUAAGAUGUUACCUAUGUUAAAGAAAGCUAACUGUUAUUUUUGAAUUUUAAAAUUUGUUUUCUUGGGGGGGUAUAAACUAUUAGAGUUGAUAAAAAUUCUGCCAAACUAUUGCUUAUAUAUACAACCUUGUAACAUGCUUUCUUGAAAUAUUUUUGUGUUUGUAGAGAUGAGGAUGCCUAUCUGAUGUAAUACUGGAGACUGUAAGAAGAUGGAAAUAAAGUCACUGUAUUUUUAAUUGUCA